Molecule: messenger RNA, 3285 nt
Organism: Dicentrarchus labrax (European seabass)
Lineage: Eukaryota; Metazoa; Chordata; Actinopteri; Moronidae
Gene: hnrnpm
Product: heterogeneous nuclear ribonucleoprotein M
Exons: 15
Coding region: 1249-2994 (581 amino acids)
Biological process (GO): regulation of mRNA stability involved in response to oxidative stress; alternative mRNA splicing, via spliceosome
Cellular component (GO): nucleus; post-mRNA release spliceosomal complex; cytoplasm
Molecular function (GO): mRNA binding
Source: RefSeq, a predicted model, not a curated record
CAGCAGACUGCUCUCCGCCAUUUUCGUUAGCUGGUGUCGCAGAAGUGGUAGGCGUUGUCAUUAAGCUAACGAAACGAGUAUUUGUUGCAUUAAGGUCACUUUUGAGGGCGCUUCACUCGUUAACAUCAACGAAGACAGUCACAGUUUAAUUUAGUAAGACACUAAACUGCGCAAGAAGAUGUCCAACGAGCAGGCCGAAAAUACUGCCGAGAAAGUAGGCCAGCAGCAGCCGCAGCAGCAGCCUCCUCCGCCGCAGCAGCAGCAGCAGCAGGGAGAAGUUAAUGGGAAAGCCAAGCAUGACUCCAAUUCCAGCAGGAAGGAGAGGCCCCAGAAGAGAGGUGGUGGCGGGCGCUACGAACCCUAUGGAAAUGUGAACAAAAGAUACCGUGUCUUUGUCAGCAACAUCCCAUAUGAUGUGAAAUGGCAAGCCCUCAAAGACCUGAUGAAAGAAAAAGUGGGUGAGGUAACGUACGUGGAACACUUAAUGGACGCAGAAGGCAAAUCGAGGGUAAGUGCAAAUACAUACAAAUAAAAAUAUGAAUAAUCCUAGACAAACCUGUGUUUGUCAGCUUUGGUUUCUUUAUUUUCAUUGUUGGGAAUUGUUCAGAUUCAGAAACCUGGUGGAGUGUGCGAGAUGGUGACAUGCGGAAGUGCGUUUUAUUUGGUGUCGUCUGUGGCACUGACUCGAGGUCAUCCCGAGGGUUGAUGCUCUUACAACAGGACGUCAGCUUUCUUUGUAGCCAAUUGUGGGAUUGCAGUAGCUGACAAUGUCCCUUUGGUUGCCGGAUUUGCUCCUCAUGAACUAAAGGGGUCUAGUCUGCUAGAGGUUGUUACACGGCUGUUAGAUGGUUGUUAAAUAUAACCCAUUCCGUAGAACUGUUUUACGGGAAAAGUUACCUCCAAUAUCUUAGUAGUGGGGAAUCCUAUCUCACUGUGGAUUUUCUGCCCUUUGGAUGCUGGAAAAAUACUCUAAUAUUCACCUGAUGUGACUGGGGAAAAUGUGAGAUCUUAACAUUGUAAUUUUAUUUGGAAUCAGAGUUGUUGCCAAGUCUGUAGGCUUGUGUGAUGCUGAACUUUUUAAUGUGCAUGAAAUUCAAUAUUUUUGCUUAAAUUUAGUUUCAAUUAGGACACCUGUUAUAACCAUUGCUUUUACUAAUUUGAAUUAUUCUUUACUCCUCUGGGUGUGACCUGUUAUGUCUUCAAUCAACAAAGGGUUGUGCUGUGGUUGAGUUUAGGACUGAGGAGCUAAUGAAGAAAGCAGUGGAGAAGGUCAACAAGCACAACCUCAAUGGACGACCCCUAAAAGUGAAAGAGGACCCCGAUGGUGUCAUUGCUCAGAGAGAAAUCAACAAGGCUCAAGGUGGAGGCCCACCAGGGGGCCAUGGGGGAAUGGGAGGAAUGGGUGGAAUGGAUCGUAUGAAUAUGGAUCGAAUGGGGCCUGGACCAAAUGGCCCAGGAAUGGUCAACAUUCCUCCUAGCUUGAUGAACAACCCCAACAUCCCCAAUGAGAUCAUCCAUGGUCUCCAGGCUGGCAGGAUUGGAAGCACUGUCUUUGUGGCUAAUCUUGACUACAAAGUGGGCUGGAAGAAGCUGAAAGAGGUAUUCAGCAUGGCGGGCAUGGUGGUGAGAGCUGACAUUCUUGAGGACAAGGAUGGGAAAAGCAGAGGCAUGGGCACGGUGACGUUUGAUAUGCCCCUUGAAGCAGUCCAAGCUGUCUCUAUGUUCAAUGGACAGCUGUUAUUCAACAGAGUCAUGCACGUCAAACUGGAUGAGAAAUCCCUGCCCAAAGACUUUGGACCUCCUGACAGAGGAUCUUCUGCUCUUCCCCGUGGCCUGAGUGGUAUUGGUUUGGGCCUGGGACCUGGUGGCCAGCCCAUUGAUGCUACCCAACUCAACAGAGGAGGAGGAGGAGGUGGUGGUGGUGGAGGAAUGGGCAACAUGGGACCUGGAGGAAUGGAUGGAAUGGGCUUUGGCAACAUGGGAGGUCGUAUGGGGGGAGGGGGAGGAGGAGGAGGAGGAGGAGGAAUGGACAACUUUGGAGGAAUGAACAACAUGGAUCGUUUUGGUUCUUCAGGGAUGGGCAGGAUGAACGAGAUGGACCGUGGGAUUGGUGGUGCUUUUGACAGGGAGUUUGGGCGAAAUGAAAUGGGAAUGUCUCGCAAUAAUUUUGGAGAAUCCUUUGAGAGAGGAAUGGGAAACUCCCUGGGUAUGGAUCGCAUGAGCUCUGGAAUGGACCGCCUGGGAACCAGCAUGGACCGCAUGGCAGGGAUGGACCGGAUGGGCAUGGACAGGAUGGACCGCGUGUCUGACCUGGACAGGCUGGGUUCUGGGUUUGACCGGAUGGGCUCGGGGAUGGACCGGCUGGGGCCCAGUAUGGACAGGCUUGGACCUGGCCUGGACCGUAUGAGCUCCAGCAUGGAACGCCUCGGCCCAGCUGGGUUUGACCGCUUAGGCCCAUCUGGUUUGGAUCGCAUGGGUUCUGGCCUGGACUUUGGUUCCCCAAUGGGUAUGGAUCGCAUGGGCAACACCGGGCUUGACAGAAUGGCCACCAGCUUCGACCGCAUCGGCUCCACUGGAGGACUUGACCGCUUCCCCUCCGGUGGCCUCGACCGCAUGAGCUCUGGCAUGGAUCGGAUGGGGUCUGGAGGUGUUGGCGGUCAGUUUGAUCGCUCUGCUGACUUGGAUCGUGGAUUUGGUGGCAAUUCCUUUGGAGGAGCUGGAGGGCCUGGAACCGGAGGAGGCAAUGUCAGGAAGGGAUGCCAGAUCUUUGUCAGAAAUCUGCCAUUUGACUUCACCUGGAAGAUGCUGAAGGAUACCUUCAAUACAUGCGGCAUGGUUCAGUAUGCUGAUAUUAAGAUGGAGAACGGCAAGUCCAAGGGCUGCGGUGUGGUUCGCUUCGACAACCCGGAAACUGCUGAGCGCGUCUGCCGGACCAUGAAUGGCUACAGGCUGAAUGGAAGAGAAAUUGAUGUUAGGAUUGAUAGAAAUGCAUAAGUUAUUCGUGUGCAUUACAUCAGACAUUUCAUUUAGUCUCUAAUGUCUAAGCGCUCUGUAUCAUCUGAAUUGCCCUUCAGCAUAUUCAUAUUCACUUGGUUUGUUAGAUAUUUGUACCGGUGCAAAUGUUUUAGUUAUUUGUAACAGUGAACGUGUUUUAGUUCUUGCUUAAAUUUUACUUUUUUUAGAGACCAAAUUUUUAAUUUUUUUUUUGUUUUGUUUUGUCAUGCUUCACUUGUCAUUGCCUUUGUUCUAUAAGGUGUUUUGAUAAAUAAACCUCAAUAUCUGAAA